AUGAAAGUGACAGCGAGGGAACCCCGGAGAGAUCCUGGUUUAGGAUAUAUGGAUAACAGGCGCACAGAAAACACUGAAUGGUGCAAGUGUGGACAGGGUAUUGCACACCCAACUGCAGAAGAGUGUAGCUGCUGUCAGGAGAACCCUACAACUGUGGCCAAGAUUGAUGAAGUGGAGAGAGAAGGCCUGCCAUCAGUAAACUGCAUCACUCAACAACCUGGCUUUGCUGGGGUGUGCUGUAACAGAUGGGUGCUGCAGACAGCAUACUUCCAGUACAGACAGCAGUAUGGAGAGGUAGAUGUGGCUGAUCAAGCUGUCAACAGGCGAUACAGAUACACAGGCUACCGACAGUUUGUGAGAUGGUGCUGUGGAUACCUCGGAAGGAAAGUGAGAGUGCCACUUCCUGCAUGUGCAGUUAGAGCCAUAAGAACGGAAUUUCCAUCAGAAGAAUUUUGUGGCUUCAAGUAUCCAUCUUUAGAGUAAUGACAAACAAUGACUUUGUGGCAAGAAUAAUAUAUUUAGCUUUUCCCACUCCAAUUCAGUGAAUGUAAUAUUUACAAUUUAUUUUACCAAGUUUAAUAAUUUAUAGUGUAUGUUGAGUAUUAUGUUAUUGUAC
Messenger RNA from Haliotis rubra (blacklip abalone), 616 nucleotides. RefSeq lists its product as uncharacterized. Lineage: Eukaryota; Metazoa; Mollusca; Gastropoda; Lepetellida; Haliotidae. Bases 1 to 483 code for a protein of 160 amino acids. The transcript is spliced from 3 exons. The record is from RefSeq and is a predicted model, not a curated record.